AUGGCCGCGCGCCCCGGGCCGCUCUGGCUGCUGGGCCUGGCGCUGUGCGCGCUGAGCGGCGGCGGCGUCCCCGGCCCGCGCCCCCCGCUCGGCUGCCCGCAGCGCCGCCUGGGCCCGCGCGAGCGCCGCGACCUGCAGCGCGAGAUCCUGGCUGUGCUCGGGCUGCCCGGGCGGCCCCGGCCCCGCGCGCCCCCCGCCGCCGCCCUGCUGCCGGCGUCCGCGCCGCUCUUCAUGCUCGACCUGUACCGCGCCGUGGCCGGCGACGACGACGAGGACGGCGGGGCCCCCGAGCGGCGCCUGGGCCGCGCAGACCUGGUCAUGAGCUUCGUCAACAUGGUGGAGCGUGACCCUGCCCUGGGCCACCAGGAGCCCCACUGGAAGGAGUUCCACUUUGACCUUACCCAGAUUCCGGCCGGGGAGGCCGUCACGGCCGCGGAGUUCCGGAUUUACAAGCUGCCCAGCACCCACCCGCUCAACCAGACGCUCCACAUCAGCAUGUUUGAGGUGGUCCUGGAGCAGUCCAACAGGGAGUCUGACUUGUUCUUUUUGGAUCUUCAGACGCUCCGAUCUGGGGACGAGGGCUGGCUGGUGUUGGACGUGACAGCAGCCAGUGACCGCUGGCUCUUGAACCGUAACAAGGACCUGGGACUCCGCCUCUAUGUGGAAACAGAUGAUGGGCGCAGCGUGGAUCCUGGCCUGGCCGGUCUGCUGGGGCGACAGGCUCCGCGCUCCAAACAGCCUUUCGUGGUCACCUUUUUCAGGGCGAGCCCUGGCCUGGGCCCCGCCCGAGCCCCACGGGCAGCGAGGCCCCUGAAGAGGAGGCCGCCGAAAAGGACCAACGAGCUGCCGCCCCCGAACAGACUGCCGGGGAUCUUCGAUGACGUCCACGGCUCCCACGGCCGGCAGGUGUGCCGUCGGCACGAGCUGUACGUGAGCUUUCAGGACCUGGGCUGGCUGGACUGGGUCAUCGCCCCCCAAGGCUACUCAGCCUAUUACUGUGAAGGGGAGUGCUCCUUCCCGCUGGACUCCUGCAUGAACGCCACCAACCACGCCAUCCUGCAGUCCCUGGUGCACCUGCUGAAGCCGGACGCGGUCCCCAAGGCGUGCUGCGCGCCCACCAAGCUGAGCGCCACCUCCGUGCUCUACUACGACAGCAGCAACAACGUCAUCCUGCGCAAGCACCGCAACAUGGUGGUCCGCGCCUGCGGCUGCCACUGAGGCCCCGCCUCCACCGGCGAGUCCUCCGCUGGGGCAGGGCCGGGAGACCCUCCAACGCCGUCACAGUUCAGGCAGAGACCCUCCCAGCGCCGUCCCAGCUCAGGCAGGGCGGCAGCGAGGGCCCCCUCCCCUGCCCACAUCCUGCCAGGGGCUGGUGCUCCCCAGGCCCUCUGCCCCAUCGCGUGCCUAAUGUCGGUGGAACCCUGCAUCAUGGUCUCAGUCAUCCAGCAGGGUUCUACCCCAGCUCCCUCCCCAGAGGGUCAGGAUGACUGUUCUUUGGGGUUGACACAGAGUCCUGUCUGAGGACCCACUCUUGUCCAUUGCUGGCCCAGCUGUAGGCUAUGUGGAGUGAACUGAGGCACCUGGAGCCCAGGAUGGCCACCUCAGGCCCUUCACCAUCCAGGACUGGGUUUGGGGAUGUGCAGACAGGUCCUGGUCCAUCUCCAGUGGUCUGACCCUGCAGGGUGCAAAACUGGGCAUUUCUGGGCACUCAGAGCGUGGAGUCAUCCUGUUUUCUAUAUUUGUGGGUCUGAAUGACCAAACUGUUGGCCCCAAGGAGGCAUGUGGGUCACCUCCAGAAAGAGCUGAAUGAAUAGUGUGAUUUAGGGCCAAGGCCAGUGUCAAUUACCUUCCCUGUCUUCCUGCCUUGGUCUGUCUCUGCUGUCAAGGGAAGACGUGCCUUGCGUGGACACUUUGGUGAAAAAAAAAUCUUGGGGGCUUUAUUGACCCCAUCUAUCAGUCACUGUGUUGAACCAUCAGAAGUUCAGCUCUGUGAACAGAUUACCUGUUCACUGAGCCCAGUAUGGUGGAUACAUUGGGUGGCCCAGAAUGAUAAUGCCCAGCAAGGGUGACAAACUUUCUGCACAGCAGUCAUCAAUAAUCAACCUUGGUAUUUUUUCAUUCAACUCUGGAGAGAAUUUCAAAGUGAUCAGCACCAAACUGAAGUGGCCACCACCAACAGAUUAGAGUUGGCAUGUAGAGUGAAAACUGUCUUCUCCUGCUAAGGAGCAAUUCACUGCACCCAGGGACACUGGGUGGCCUGUGGCCAGGCGUGGGGCGAAGGGUAGGGCUGGUCAGCACCUGCCUGUGUCCUGAAGUUGUCAAAAACAGACUGGUCACCCAAGUCUGCGUCACCCUGUGUGCUCUGGAGUCCCGUCCUGUUUCUCGGAGCCUGUGAGCCAAAGAAAAGGCCCCCGUUCCAGGGAAGUGACAGGUGGCAAUUAGGCCGAGCUGGGUGGGGAGGUUCCCGGAAACCACUGUUCUCCUUGGAGCGGCCACCAGCAGGCAGCUGGAGUGUUUAUUUGAUUUCUGAUUUGGUAAGCCUGUAAUUUACCUGGUGGAGCAGACAGAACCCAGCUGUCCAAACCCCAAAAUAUCAUUAAAAACACACCCUGGGCCCGCCCCAACCCAUGGGCACAGCCCAGGAUGACACCCCUGGAGUUCACUCUGUGCCCUGAGGGGCUCCAGGAGCACAGCAGGGGUGGAGGAGGGGGCUGGGCUGCGGAACAGCAGCCCCUCCACCUGGACCUGGGAAGGGCUCUGGGAGCCAGUGCAUAGAAGAGCCGCUCUCCAUGGACACAGGAAGGCGGUGAGCACCCCAACAGUGUAAGAAUCUAGGCUCUGGCCUACAUGUUAGGGAUGUGACUUUGUGACUUCCUCCUCUGGGCCUCAUUUCCCAUCUGUAAUAUGAAGCUUUUUGAUCUGCAAAGGGCCUUCAGCCUGGGAAACUGCAUCUGCCAAGCUUUCUCACACUGAGCCCAAAGGCAGCCUGGUAACCCUGAACGUGGAGCUCAGGUGGCCAUCAUGAAUCCGAGCUGGCACAUAAUGUGGACCCUAUUUUUUAUUCUAGGACUUACCUAAGUUUUCUCUUCCCAACAGCAAAGAUUGCCUCUUGUGCAUGUGCUUACUCGUUCAGUCAUGUUCAGCUCUUGUGACCCCACGGGCUGCAGCCCGUCAGGUCCUCUGUCCA
Capra hircus (goat) is the source of this 3187-nucleotide messenger RNA. RefSeq names its product bone morphogenetic protein 8b (gene BMP8B). Gene Ontology annotation, cellular component: extracellular region. Bases 1 to 1218 code for a protein of 405 amino acids. The record is from RefSeq and is a predicted model, not a curated record. Gene Ontology annotation, biological process: SMAD protein signal transduction. The transcript has 7 exons. Lineage: Eukaryota; Metazoa; Chordata; Mammalia; Artiodactyla; Bovidae. Gene Ontology annotation, molecular function: cytokine activity; growth factor activity.